UAUGCCCUAGGAUAGCAAUGGAUAUUCUUGGAAUCUAACCGUUGGGCUGCUGUACAUGAGCACUGCUCUGAGAAUCGAUCGACGCGAGAAUCUCAUCCAACUCCUUCGAUCCUGCAAGAAUCUCACCGACGCGCGGCGGGCUCACACUCGGAUCUUCGAGGAGCUCGGCGAUCGCGCUGCCACUGACGACGUCUUCCUCGCGAAUUCGCUCGUCCAGAGCUAUGGCCGCUGCGGCAGCGCCGAGGAUUCGCGCUGGGUCUUCGACGCGACGAGAGCCAAGAAUGCGCAUUCCUGGGUCUCGAUGCUCGCGGCGUACGCGCAUAACGGGCAUCUGGACGAGGCCAAGAGAUUCUUCGCGGCGAUGCCCGACAAGAACAGGAGCGAUCCCGUGGCUUGCAAUAUCCUCAUCGGCGUCCACUCGCAGUGCGGCGAAAUCGGCGAGGCUAAGAGGCUCUUCGAUCAAGCGCCGGAUCGCACAGUCGUCUCCUACAACACCUUGAUCCAGGCGUUUGCUCGUAGCGGGCAUUUGAUUUAUGCGAAGUGGAUGUUCCAUUCCAUGCCCGAAAGAAGCAUCGUCUCCUGGAACUCCAUCAUCAGUGCGUGUGGAGAGCACGGCCUGGUCCAGGAAACCAAAGAAAUCUUCGAUAGAGCACCGCAGCGGAAUGUAAUCUCCUGGAACGCGAUGAUCCAAGCGUAUUCUUCGAGCGGGCAUCUGGGAGAUGCGUCGGCUCUGUUCCAGACGAUGCGAGAGAGAUCCGUAAUAUCCUGGACAGUGAUGAUCGUCGGCUACGCUCACAGCGGCGAGCUCGAAUCUGCCAGCGCCGCGUUUGAUAGGAUGCCGGAGCGCGGCGUCGCCGCCUGGAACGCGAUCAUCAGCGCACACGGCCAGAGCAAGAAUCUUACCGCCGCCGAGAGGCUCUUCGAUUCGAUGCCGGAGCGUAGCACCGUGUCGUGGAACGCGAUGCUCCAGCUCCUCGCGGACAGCGGCGAGAUCGAUCGCGCGAAGGAGCUCUUCGCUAGGGUUCCUCGUCGCGACGUGAUCUCGUGGAACACGGCGGUGAAGCUCCACGCCGAGCUGGGAGACGUGGAUGGCGCGAUGGGCCUCUUCCACAAAAUGCCGCAGUGGAAUUCCAUCUCGUGGAACAUCCUCUUCCACGCGUGUGGCAGCGUGGAGGAAUCUAAGCAUCUGUACGACACGAUGCCCGUCCACGGCAUCGAAUCCUGGACGACCAUGCUGUCCACGUAUGCCGCCGGUCACCACCUGGAGCCCGCGCGCGCAAUUUUUGAAAAGAUUCCCCAGCGCAGCUUGGUGACGUGGAAUGCGAUGCUGACUGGGUAUGCCACGCCAGGGCAUCUAGAGCGCGUGUUAGGGUUCUUCGAGGCGAUGCCCGAGAGGAAUGUGAUCUCGUGGAACGCGAUCGUGGAGGCGAAUGGAGGGGAGGGGCGGAUCGAUGUGGCGAGGGCGGCAUUCGAUUCCAUGCCCCAUCGCGACGUGGCGUCGUGGACGGUGAUGCUCCAGGCGUGCGCGAGCAAUGGGAGCUUGGAUCGCGCGAAAGAGCUCUUUGAUUCGAUGCCGGAGAGGGAUGUGGUAUGCUGGAACGCGAUGCUGGCGGCGUAUGGCGGCGGCGGCAGCUCGAUCGAGGCGGCGGAGGGGAUCUUCGCGGCGAUGCCAAGGCGCAAUUUGGUGUCGUGGAACGCGAUGAUCCAGGCGUACGCCGCCGGCGAACGGAUCCGAGACGCGCAGCGCGCAUUCGAUUCCAUGCCGCGUGGAGGCGACGAUCCGCGCGCCAAUCUCUUUGCUCUGACCACGAUGCUCGUCGCCCACGCCGCCGCCGGCGACGUCCAUCGCUCCAAGGCGCUCUUCGACGCCAACAAGAAGCACGACGUAGCACUAUGGAACGCGAUGGUGGCAGCGUACGGACAAAGUGGCCAGCUGGUUCAGGCGAAGGCGGUGUACGACAAAAUGCCCGAGGUGAGCUCGGUGUCCGAGACCACCAUUUUAACCGUGCUUGCGCACAACGGUCACCUGUCCGCGGCCCGGGAGUGCUUCCACUCCAUGGCCGAGACGACCAUCGUUGCUCAGACCGCCAUGCUAGCGGCGUACGCUCAGAACGGGCACGUCAAGGAAGCCAAAGAGCUCUUCGACUCCAUGCCCCGGACGAGCUUUGUGUCGUGGAACGCCAUGGUCACCGCUUAUGCCCAGAAUGGCCAUCCCCGGGAGGCUCUGGAGCUCUUCCACUCGAUGGUUCUUCACGGCGAGAGGCCGGAUGAGAUGACUUUCUCGAGUAUCCUGCUCGCUAGCAGCCACAACGGGAUGGCGGACAGGGGCUGGAGCUACUUUGCGUCGAUGGUGCCGGACUACUGCGUGAGGCCCGUGAGGGAUCACUUCUACUGCAUGGUCGAUGCGUUUGGACGGGCCGGACGCUUGGCCGAGGCAAUGGAACUCGCGGAGAGAAUGCCGUUUGAGGCUGAUGUUGUGGUUUGGAGGAGCCUGCUGGGGGCUUGUCGAACGAGCCGGGACGUGGAGACCGGAGCUUUUGUAGCCCAUAAGUUGUUUGAAGCGGAUCCCGGGGACUCGGUGGCCUACACUAUUCUUGCUGGGAUGUAUGCCACCGCUGGAAUGAAAGACGAGGAAGCCAAAGUGAUGAAGCUGAUGGAACAAAACUGUGAUAACAAGAACCACCAAGUGAGUCAGCCACCACUGCUCGAAUGAUAGAUUCUUACCUCGCUAGAACA
Selaginella moellendorffii is the source of this 2736-nucleotide messenger RNA. RefSeq names its product pentatricopeptide repeat-containing protein At2g35030, mitochondrial. The transcript has a single exon. Gene Ontology annotation, molecular function: RNA binding; protein binding. Gene Ontology annotation, biological process: RNA modification. The record is from RefSeq and is a predicted model, not a curated record. NCBI's taxonomy places the organism in Eukaryota, Viridiplantae, Streptophyta, Lycopodiopsida, Selaginellales, Selaginellaceae. Bases 56 to 2713 code for a protein of 885 amino acids.